AAAAGUGAAAUCUGUCUUAUAUUAAAAUAUUUAUAUUUGAUUGUAUAAUCGCGAUAAUAAAUUUACUAUGAGAAUUAUAUUUUACGGAAAACGAAAUUUUUGAUUGAUAAGCCAAAGAGAGGAAAAACGGAUGAUAACGCAAUCUUAUCAGUCUUAAAAUAACAGAAGAGAGAAGAAGCUUUUAAUGUGUUAGUGAACAUAUGUCGAUUAACGUCUAUUCAGAAAAAAAAUAUUCAUCGUUCUGAUGACGAUCUAGUGCUAUUUUCUGAUAUUUGUUUAUAUCGCUAAAUGUGAAAAAUAUAAGAGUACAAUAAUAUAAACUAUACGAAUGAGAUUUUUGAUUGAAAUUGAAAAAGAGAAAGAAUACAAAAAUGAGUGACGAAAAAGUUGAAGAGAUAUGUGAAUCACUAAAUAAUGUGAUUAAUACCUCAACAAUAAUAACAACUUCAACGGUCAAUAAAAAUUUUUCUACUUCAGUACAAUCAACUAGUGAAAUGUCAUGUAGUGUUGUAUCAAAGGAUACUUUACUCAAAACCUUAUUAUCUACCUCCAUAGCUUUAUCAUCUUCAGUAAUUGCACCACUGUCAACAGGAAUAUCAACAACAGUUCCUUUAGAAAGUAUGAUAACAAAAGAAGUAAAUGAUACUCAACUUAAUCUAAAGAAAAUUUUAUAUGAGCCUGAAAACGAAUCACUCAAAGACAAAGAUCAGGAAUCGUCUGUGCAGAGUGUUUCCCAAAAGAACUUUGCGGAUACACAAAUGAUAGAUGAUGACGAUCGCCUUGUGAUAGACAUAUCUGAUGAAGAAAUUGAAGGUCAAAAGAAAAAGAAAAAAAAUAAGGCAAAAUCUAUGCCAAUAUUAGAUUUUGGGAUCGAAGGAAAUAAAUACACAAACCGUAUGCCUAAAUCAAUUACGUACAGUGUUGAAACGACUGGAAUUAGUAGUAGCUGUGUAAAAAUUGAUAUUCUUACGUCAACAGGAUCAUUUUUUAAUUCAGAUUCUGUUGAAAUAUCCAAAUUAGCAACAUCUAUAUCAAAACAUGCAAAUAUUUCUUUAAACGAUGAGCUCAAUAUAUUAAGUCAUGAAAUCGACAAGCAAAUGAAUAAGAAGACUAUGGAGAUCUUAGAAUUGGUUAAGGAGUAUUUAGGAAAUGAGUUAAGUGAAGUUGAAUUUCACAGCAAAAUGAAUGAUAUUGGAAAUGUUUCAGUAAGUGAUCUCUCAACAAUAGCUAAGAAAUUGAUAAAAAGACAAAAGUUUGAAGCAAAUCCAAACCAGAAAGAAUUUAUGAGAAUGAAAUUUCUUCAAUUUCCCACAAGUUCAAAAGAUUUAGUAAAUUAUUUUAAGAAUCUUAUUCCAUCAAUGAAUAAGGAUAGGUUCGUGAAUAUGAUUAAGUUUUACGAAAUAAUAAUCAAGGAAAUGUUCAAUUUAAAUAAAACAAAAAUUCUUCAGUACCUUAUUGAUUUCAUGAUCAAGAGAAAGAAUGCUCAAUUAGAUUUGUUAAAUUUUAAUUAUGAAACAAAUAGUUCACCCAAUUUAAAACAAAAAGUUUCAUCGACAUUUGAAAUGGCUGAUUCUACACAAAGUAUAAAAUCAGAAAGAAAAAUAGCAAAAUUGCAUGAUACAAGCUACAAUUUUGUCAUAAGAUCAGAUCCUAUUUAUCUUACGGCUGGUUCUACUUUCAUGACAAAUCAUCGGGAUGUUAUCAAGUGCCGCUCAUCUCCUUGUGUUCAAAAUAAUAUUUUUGAGAAAAGACCAUUUGAUAAUAAUAUUCUAAAAGGACGUAGAAUUGGUCGACGGAUUAUGAAUGAAAUUAAUGAAGGAGACAUAAAAAUCCAAAAUUUAAUUGAAGUUAAUAAGCAACUUGACUCUCCAUCAGCUGAGAUAAAAUCUCAAAUUAAAAGUAUUCCUGGACUACCAGUGUUGUUAUCAAAUGUAAGUUCAUUAGAAGAACAGUUGUUAAAACCACAGUUUGAAAGUGAAUUACUUUCAAUAUCGAAGUUCUCGAAAGCAGAUUCUUCUUCUCCAAUAUUGGUCGAUACACCAUCAUCAUCUCCACCCAUUCAUAAGAUCAUCAAACCACAAAUAAUAUCACAACAAAUUCUACAAAGAGCUUUCAGUGAAAGAAUUACUGAUGCGUCAGAUAGAGAACAAAAGAAAACUUUGGAAAAGUUUCCAAUUUCAAAUUUUAAAUCAUCAAUAUCUAUUCAAAAUAACGUCUUCGCAAGUCGUCAAUCAUUUGAGCAACAAUUGGGAGGAUCUAAUUCGGUAACAAACAAUCGUGAACCAAUAAGUAAUGGACAGCUAUCAAUGAAUGAAAUUAAAACACUUAAUCAAAAUGGAACCGAAAUUAUCCCUACACCAAUAUUGCGCAACACAAUUACAACUCGUCGUAAAACUAUUGAUGCUGAUCAUGCAUCCAUUGUAAAAACUCCUUUAGAAGUAAGAAAAGUUCAAUCGUUUCCAAAUGAAAUAAUGAACUCACCAUCUUCUUUACCAACAACAAAGACUAGUUUAAGUUUUUUAUAUGAGCAGUCACAAUUAAAUAAGCAGGCAUCUAAAAUUUUAAAGAGACGACAAAGCUGUCAUGAAAGAAUUUUUGCUCCCAAACCAUCAAAUACAAGCAAUAUUGAAAGACAUUUUAUGAAUUUUAUGAAUGGUGAAUAUGAAUCAAAAAAGCGAGAAGCUGAACUGAAACGUAUGCCAAAUUUGGCAUUAAAUGAUGCAAAAGCAUUACAGUUUCAUCAUAAACAUCAGGAUAUUCAAAAACCAACACCACCACUCUACACACAGCAAAAACGUGUGAGAUUUAUUAGCGAUAACUCUUCUGAGCUGCCUCAGAGAAGUCCUCAAACAGAAAGAACACAACUCACUCCGAAUUCUCAAAAAGCACAUCAAUCAGAGAAUCUUUCACCUCGCGCAUUAUUUCGUGAAUCUUUACAAAAUACUUUGAUGCAUCCACCAUUAAAGCCAUAUCAAUCACCGAUUGACUAUCAACGUUAUCAGUUAUAUUUUGAACGUGAGUUACGGGAAAGAGGUUUUGUUGAUCGCGUUGAAAAUUUACAGGAUAGAGAUGCAAAUCUAAUAUCUAUAAAUCGUCCAUUGGAGUUGGUUUCACAUGUGCCACCUGAACAUUAUCUUCAACAUUCAGAACCAACACAAUCCAAUGCAUUCACUAGUCCGAAACUUACAAGACCUUCAGAUAAAUCUCCAAGAAUGCACCAACGUACACCCAUCAUGACAAAUGACGAAAAAGCAACACUUGUGGCAUAUAAUCAAUUACAGAGUUUGCAUCGUGAUCCAUCAAAUUUAACAGCUCAACAAUAUUCUGAGCAUUUAAAACAGAUUCAUCAAUUUAAACAUAUGCAAAAAACAUCAUUAAAUUCUUCGCAAGGAUUUUAUCAAGAUCAUCCAAAUCAACUAUUGGAAACGAGAGAUAAAUCGUACAAAAAUCUCCAACAGUCCAUAAAUCAGCAACCAGAAAACACAACUUCUCCAAGAUUCUUUUCUUCACAAAUACAUGAUGUGUCUAAUGAUAAAGAACAACAAACAUUGCAAAGAAAAUUAAAAUUAAAAGCAAAGUCUACAAAGUAUGUGGAGCCAAGUCAAUUAUCAAAAGCCUAUCAAACUACACCGCGUUCAACUUAUUAUACUGAUCCUUAUACAAUGACAGCACAUAAAAAACCUCCUACGCCUACUGUUUAUAAUCAUUCGCAAGAUAGACCUAUAGAGCAACAUUCGCAAGAACAAUUAUCUGCAUUUUAUAAUAUGAGAAACGAAAGCUCAAUGAAUUCACAAUUACAAUAUCAAUGGAUGCUUGCUCAACAUCAUCAACAACAGCAGCAACAUCAGCAACAGCAUCUAAACUUAAUAAAUCAACCGGCUCGUCCUAUACCUCGUCCAGCAAUUCCUUCUCCAUUCAAUGAUGCAAAAUUAAAUGGAAUUCCUGCAAAUCACAAUAUGUUUUCUCAUAACCCAUUGCAAACAUUUUCAAACCAACAGUCUGAUUUUUAUCGACGCUAUUUCCCAAAGAGUUUCUAAAGACUGUUAUUGUAAUCUUUUGCAUUUUAUUUUUUAUAGUUUUGUAUGUAAAUUUAAUUUUCUAAUUAAUUAAGAAAUAUCACUUAAAGAAUUUGUCUUACAUGUGAUAAGAUUUAAG
This is a messenger RNA of Chironomus riparius, 4155 nucleotides long. Lineage: Eukaryota; Metazoa; Arthropoda; Insecta; Diptera; Chironomidae. The record is from the annotation of a GenBank genome assembly.